GCCGCGAGCUGAGGUGUCUCCCGCGCCCGCGCCCGUGUCGCCGCCGUGCCCGCGAGCGGGAGACGGAGUCGCCGCCCGAGCGCAGCCGAGCGCACGCCGAGCCCGUCCGCCGCCGCCAUGGCCACCACGGUGACCUGCACCCGCUUCACCGACGAGUACCAGCUUUACGAGGAUAUUGGCAAGGGGGCUUUCUCUGUGGUCCGACGCUGCGUCAAGCUCUGCACCGGCCAUGAGUAUGCAGCCAAGAUCAUCAACACCAAGAAGCUGUCAGCCAGAGAUCACCAGAAGCUGGAGAGAGAGGCUCGGAUCUGCCGCCUGCUGAAGCAUUCCAACAUUGUGCGUCUCCAUGACAGCAUCUCCGAGGAGGGUUUCCACUACCUGGUCUUCGAUCUGGUCACUGGUGGGGAGCUCUUUGAAGACAUUGUGGCAAGAGAGUACUACAGUGAGGCUGAUGCCAGUCACUGCAUCCAGCAGAUCCUGGAGGCCGUUCUUCAUUGUCACCAAAUGGGGGUUGUCCACAGAGACCUCAAGCCUGAGAACCUGCUCCUGGCCAGCAAGUGCAAGGGGGCUGCAGUGAAGUUGGCGGACUUCGGCCUGGCCAUCGAGGUGCAGGGGGACCAGCAGGCAUGGUUUGGUUUUGCUGGCACACCGGGCUACCUGUCCCCUGAGGUCCUUCGGAAGGAGGCAUAUGGCAAGCCUGUGGACAUCUGGGCAUGUGGAGUGAUCCUGUAUAUCCUGCUGGUGGGCUACCCACCUUUCUGGGAUGAGGACCAGCAUAAGCUGUACCAGCAGAUCAAGGCUGGGGCCUAUGACUUCCCAUCCCCCGAGUGGGACACUGUCACUCCUGAAGCCAAAAACCUCAUCAACCAGAUGUUGACAAUUAACCCUGCCAAGCGCAUCACAGCCCAUGAAGCUCUGAAGCAUCCAUGGGUCUGCCAACGUUCCACAGUGGCCUCCAUGAUGCACAGACAGGAGACCGUGGAGUGUUUGAAGAAGUUCAAUGCCAGGAGGAAGCUCAAGGGGGCCAUCCUCACCACCAUGCUGGCCACAAGGAAUUUCUCAGUGGGCAGACAGACCACCGCUCCGGCCACAAUGUCCACCGCGGCCUCCGGCACCACCAUGGGGCUGGUGGAACAAGCCAAGAGUUUACUCAACAAGAAGGCAGAUGGAGUCAAGCCCCAGACAAACAGCACCAAAAACAGUUCGGCCAUCACCAGCCCCAAAGGGACCCUCCCUCCUGCUGCCCUGGAGCCUCAAACCACCGUUAUCCAUAACCCAGUGGACGGGAUUAAGGAAUCUUCUGACAGCACCAACACAACCAUAGAGGAUGAAGAUGCUAAAGGCCCCAGGGUCACUGAUGUCCUAAGCUCGGUGAGGAGAGGCUCGGGAGCCCCAGAAGCUGAGGGGCCCCUGCCCUGCCCAUCUUCAACUCCUAUUAGCCCCCUGCCAGCCCCAUCCCCCAGGAUCUCUGACAUCCUGAACUCGGUGAGAAGGGGCUCAGGAACCCCAGAAGCCGAGGGGCCCCUAUCAGCAGGGCCUUCACCCUGCCUGUCUCCGGGUCUCCUAGGCCCCCUGCCCACCCCGUCCCCCAGGAUCUCUGACAUCCUCAACUCGGUGAGGAGGGGCUCAGGUACCCCAGAAGCUGAGGGCUCCCUGCCAGUGGGCCCCCCACCUUGCCCAUCUCCGACUCUCCCUGGCCCCCUGCCCACCCCGUCCCGGAAGCAGGAGAUUAUCAAAACCACAGAGCAGCUCAUUGAGGCCGUCAACAAUGGUGACUUUGAAGCCUAUGCGAAAAUCUGUGACCCAGGCCUGACCUCAUUUGAGCCUGAAGCUCUAGGCAACCUGGUCGAAGGGAUGGACUUCCACAGAUUCUACUUUGAGAACCUGCUGGCCAAGAACAGCAAGCCGAUUCACACGACCAUCCUGAACCCACAUGUGCACGUCAUUGGUGAGGACGCAGCCUGCAUCGCCUACAUCCGCCUCACGCAGUACAUCGACGGGCAGGGCCGGCCCCGUACCAGCCAGUCCGAAGAGACACGUGUGUGGCACCGCCGUGAUGGCAAGUGGCAGAAUGUGCACUUCCAYUGCUCGGGAGCACCUGUAGCCCCACUGCAGUGAGAGCUGCGCCUGUUUCACCGGACAGAGUUGGUGUUUGGAGCCCGGCCGCCCUUGGGCGCACGGCCUGCCUGUCGCAUGUUUGUGUCUGCCUCGCCCCCUCCCCUGGUGCCUGUGUCUGCAGAAAACAAGACCAGACGUGAUUUGUUUUUAAAAAUAAGAUGACGACAACGACAACCACUCAAAAAAAUUUGACAUCGGAUGAAAUGGGAAAAGGAAAAAAAAAAAAAAAAA
Messenger RNA from Urocitellus parryii (Arctic ground squirrel), 2349 nucleotides. It is a transcript of the gene Camk2b, whose product is annotated as calcium/calmodulin dependent protein kinase II beta. Gene Ontology annotation, molecular function: calcium/calmodulin-dependent protein kinase activity; calmodulin binding; ATP binding. Lineage: Eukaryota; Metazoa; Chordata; Mammalia; Rodentia; Sciuridae. The record is from RefSeq and is a predicted model, not a curated record. Gene Ontology annotation, biological process: protein phosphorylation.